Pristis pectinata (smalltooth sawfish) is the source of this 3927-nucleotide messenger RNA. RefSeq names its product contactin-associated protein-like 5. The record is from RefSeq and is a predicted model, not a curated record. The transcript has 24 exons. Bases 1 to 3927 code for a protein of 1308 amino acids. Lineage: Eukaryota; Metazoa; Chordata; Chondrichthyes; Rhinopristiformes; Pristidae.
AUGGGAAAAAUGCUGGAACAGUGGACUGAUUCUGAAUGGUCAGCCAUCAUGAUAUUGAAUGGGAAGCAGGAUCAAAGAGAUGACUGUGAUGAUCACUUGGUGUCUGAUUUGCCUCAGUUGGUCUUCGAUUCCUCCUCCGAGUUGUCUAGCAGUCACAGCCCCGGCUUUGCAAAGCUGAACAGGCGAGAUGGGGCAGGUGGAUGGUCCCCUCUGGAAUCUAAUAAAUACCAAUGGCUGCAGAUAGAUCUCAGUGAGAGGACAGAAAUCACAGGCAUAGCAACUCAAGGUCGAUAUGGUAGUUCAGACUGGGUAAUAAGCUACCUGCUCAUGUUCAGUGAUACUGGAAGGAACUGGAAGCAGUAUCGUCAAGAAGACAGCAUUUGGGCUUUUGUAGGAAAUUCCAACGCUGAUGGUGUUGUGCGACACAAAUUGGAGCAUUCCAUUAAAGCCAGACUCCUUCGCUUCAUUCCUCUUGAAUGGAAUCCACUUGGUAGAAUAGGAAUGAGAGUUGAAGUUUAUGGAUGCUCAUACAAAUCUGAUGUUGCCGACUUUGAUGGCAGAAGCACCCUGCUUUACAGAUUUAACCAGAAGAGCAUGAGCACAAUCAAAGACAUUGUCUCUUUGAAGUUCAAGACGAUGCAAAGCGAUGGAGUUAUGUUGCAUGGAGAGGGGCAACGGGGAGAUUACAUCACUCUGGAGCUGAAGAAAGGCAAACUCUUAUUGCACAUCAAUUUGGGAGAGACAAAGCUACAUUCCAUCAAUGGUCACACCUCGGUCACACUGGGCAGCUUGUUGGAUGACCAGCACUGGCACUCCAUUACAAUCGAACGGUACAACAAGCAGGUGAACUUCACUGUGGAUAAGCACACUCAGCACUUCCGAACCAAAGGAGAGUUUGACUAUCUGGAUAUUGAUUACGAGCUCAGUUUUGGAGGGAUUCCAGUUCCAGGAAAAUCAGUGACUUACCAGAGGAAGAAUUUUCAUGGCUGCAUUGAAAAUCUCUACUACAAUGGAGUGAAUAUUAUUGAUCUGGCCAAGAGACGCAAACCUCAGAUACACAUUAUGGGCAACGUAAGUUUUUCAUGUUCGGAGGCGCACAUUAUCCCCGUUACAUUCAUGAGUCCCAGGAGUUACUUGUUGCUGCCCAGCGCACCUCAAAUGGAAGGAGUGAUUGUUAGUUUCCAGUUCCGCACCUGGAACACAGAUGGACUGCUGCUGUACAAUGAAUUUCGCGGAGCUCUUGGAGCAUUGCAGAUUCACCUCCGUGAUGGAAGACUGAAAAUAACCAUUCUGAAGAUGUCAAGGACCCAAACUGACUUUGCUACAGGUUCAGAGCUGAAUGAUGGGCAAUGGCAUUCUAUUCAUUUCAAUGCGAGAAGGAAUCAAGCUAGCAUCACCCUGGACAAUGAACCUGUCUCGACUGUUCAUUCAGAUGCACAGAUUAAUUCAGGAAACAGUUAUUAUUUCGGUGGCUGCCCUGAAACUGUCAGUGAUACUGGAUGUUCAAAUCCCUUUGGUGCUUUUCAUGGCUGCAUGCGACUCAUCUUCAUAGACAAUCAGCCAGCAGAUCUCAUCUUGGUACAGCAAGGGUUGCAGGGGAACUUCAGUGACCUACAAGUAGACUUGUGUGGAAUUGUAGACAGGUGCUUACCAAAUUACUGUGAGCAUGGUGGAGAAUGCUCACAGUCCUGGAGUACGUUUUACUGCGACUGUACAGGGACUGACUACACUGGAGCCACCUGCCAUAACUCGGUGCAUGAGCAGUCAUGUGAAGCUUACAAACACAAAGGGAACACAUCAGGUUUCUUCUCAAUUGAUCCCGAUGGCAGUGGGGCAGUGGGACCUCUCCUUGUGUACUGUAACAUGACAGAAGAUAAAACAUGGACUGUGAUCCAGCACAACAACACUGAGCUCACCACUGUGCAAGGCUCCACUGCAGAGAGACCCCACCUCGCACACUUUAAUUACACGGCCAGCAUGGAACAGCUUCAAGCUAUGAUUAAGAGCAUGGACUAUUGUGAGCAGCAAAUGGCCUACCACUGCAAGAAGUCACGCCUUUUAAACACACCAGAUGGAAUACCAUUUACGUGGUGGAUUGGGAGAACCAAUGAAAAGCAAGUUUACUGGGGUGGUUCAUCAUCAGGAGUCCGAAGAUGUGAAUGUGGAUUGGAGGAGAGCUGCUUAGACACAAAGUAUCACUGUAACUGUGAUGCUGACAGUGAUAAAUGGACUAAUGACACAGGACUUCUUUCCUACAAAGACCAUUUGCCUGUAACACAGAUUAUUAUUGGGGACACAAACAGAACAAACUCAGAAGCAGCCUACAAACUAGGACCACUUCGUUGUUAUGGUGACAGAAAUUACUGGAAUGCCGCUUCAUUUAACACCGAGAGCUCAUAUCUCCAUUUUCCAACAUUCCACGGGGAGCUAAGUGCUGACAUUUCAUUUUUCUUCAAAACAACUGCUUCCUCGGGAGUUUUCCUGGAGAAUCUGGGAAUCAAGGACUUCAUACGGAUAGAACUGAACUCUCCAAUGGAAGUGGUUCUUUCAUUUGAUGUGGGUAAUGGACCAUUGGAGGUUACUGUGAAAUCACCCAUGCAUUUGAACGACAAUCAAUGGCAUUAUGUUGAAGCAGAACGAAAUAUCAAGGAGGCAUCUCUGCAAGUGGAUCACCUGCCAAGAAAAUCUCAAGAGGCCCCCUCUGACGGGCACAUUCAGUUGCAGCUCAGCAGCCAACUGUUUGUAGGUGGAACAGCCUCGAGACAGAAGGGCUUCCUAGGAUGCAUUCGCUCUUUACGGUUAAAUGGGAUCACCCUUGAUCUUGAAGAAAGAGCUAAAGUUACUCCUGGUGUGAAGCCUGGUUGCCUGGGACACUGUAGCAGUUAUGGUAAUCUGUGUCACAACGGAGGAAGAUGCAUAGAGAAGUACAACGGCUAUUUGUGCAACUGCAGUCACUCUGCUUACGAUGGACCAUUCUGUAAAAAAGAAAUUUCUGCUGCAUUUGAACCUGGAACAUCAUUGGUAUACAUGUUACAGGAACCUUUCACCUCUGCCAAGAAUUUAAGUGAUCUUUCAUCUGCUGCAUCUUCAGAACUCACCUUUUUAAGAGAAAAUAUUGCAUUCAGUUUUCGAACUAUACACACUCCAUGUAUGCUUCUUUACGUCAGCUCUUUUAAUGAGGAAUAUUUGGCCGUGACUCUGUCCAAAAAUGGGAGUUUUCAGAUAAGAUACAAACUGGAUGGUGAUAGAGAUCCUGUUUUCAUUGGCAUCAAUACCAGAAACUGGGCAAAUGGCCAGCUUCACAGUAUCAAGAUCGACCGAGAAGAGAAGGAUGUCUACAUUCAGAUUGACCAAUUUGCCACCAUGAAGUAUAGUCUCCCUUCAGUUACAAACCUGGAGUUUAAUGCCGUUAAAUCUCUAAUUCUUGGCAAGAUUAUAGACAACGAUAAUGUGGAUGAAGAGGUACUGAGGGAAAACACAGAAGGCUUCAUCGGCUGCCUCUCCUCAGUCCAGUUUAAUGGGAAUGCUCCGCUGAAGGUUGCCUUGCAUCAUCCAGGCUCUCCUGCGGUCUCUGUGAUAGGACACUUGGUAGAAUCAAACUGUGGAUCUUCAGCCCUGAGCGAAUCAACAGCGUUCACCACCUCGUACUCUUUAACAGAUCAUUCAGGGGCAAUAGAUGUGGGGAAACCUUUAAAAAAUUCAGUCAGAAGUGAUUCUGCUGUCAUUGGAGGUGUGAUCGCAGUGGUGAUCUUUGUCACCCUCUGUAUCAUGGCUAUUAUGGGGCGCUUGUUGUACAAGCACAAAGGCACGUACCGCACCAAUGAAACAAAGGGGGUGGAAUGUGCUGAGACAGCAAAUGCCACACUGAAGACCAACACCAAUGUGCAGGACUCAGUUAGUGAGAGCAAGAAGGAAUAUUUCAUCUGA